Messenger RNA from Pelmatolapia mariae (spotted tilapia), 1437 nucleotides. Its product is annotated as B2 bradykinin receptor-like. Gene Ontology annotation, cellular component: membrane; external side of plasma membrane. Gene Ontology annotation, biological process: G protein-coupled receptor signaling pathway; immune response; calcium-mediated signaling. Gene Ontology annotation, molecular function: bradykinin receptor activity; C-C chemokine receptor activity; C-C chemokine binding. The coding region runs from base 1 to 1437 and encodes 478 amino acids. The record is from RefSeq and is a predicted model, not a curated record. NCBI's taxonomy places the organism in Eukaryota, Metazoa, Chordata, Actinopteri, Cichliformes, Cichlidae. The transcript is spliced from 3 exons.
AUGUCUGGAAACCAGAACACCACAAAUGCAAGCCUUUGUGAUCCUGAACCAGGAAGUUGGACCUUCACUCUGGUUCCAUCCUACAUCCUGGCCAUCAGUGUGCUUGGAAUCAUCUUUAAUGUGUUUGUGCUGAUGGUUCUUUGCCUCCACAAGAAGGCCUGCACCGUGGCUGAGAUCUACUUGAGCAACCUGGCUGGAGCAGAUCUUGCUCUGGUGUGCUGUUUGCCCUUCUGGGCUGACUAUGUAGCAAAGCGCUAUUACUGGGCUUUCAGUGAAAGCCUGUGCAAAGUGGUAACUGCCAUAAUAAAAAUGAAUGCAUUCUGCAGUAUUUACUUCCUUGUUCUGGUUAGCAUAGAUCGUUAUGUGGCACUGGUGCACCCGCUGUCUCAUCAUAGCACAUGUAACCCCUAUUAUGCCAAACUAGGAUGUCUGUUUGUGUGGGUUCUUGGCUUGGUCUUUGCUCUCCCUGCAUUCAUCUACAGGACAUUACUUCAUUAUAGUCAAUGCAGCCUUGACUUCAAUAAAGAUCAACUUCUAGUGUAUGAGGUAAUGACUGCAGUCUUCAGCUUCAUAACUCCUGUUUUGAUUAUUUCCUUCUGCACUCUAAAGAUUAUUCAAGCACUGAGAAAUCGGCUGGAGGGUUUAAACACUCAGAGAACAGAGCAAAGGGCCACCACACUCAUCCUGGCAGUUCUUUUGGCAUUCCUGAUCUGCUGGGGGCCAUUCCACUUGAGCAGGAUACUAGAUGUCCUUGAAAGACUUGGGAUUCUGAGGUGUCACAUCGUACUGAUCAUCUACAAACACAUUUCUUUAUACUUAGCCUUCUUCAACAGUAUCCUUAACCCUAUUCUCUAUGUUGUCAUUGGGAAAAACUUUCAGAAAAAAGCAAAGGAACUCUUCAAACAGUGGAAAUAUAAAGGAACAUGCUCCUCACAACACCACGGGCCCAUUCUUCAGGAGUUUGUAGAGUGGUGUGACAGCUCCAAACUUGAAUUGAACGUGAACAAAACCAAAGAGAUGGUGGUGACCUUCUCCAGUAGGCAGAUGGAUCUGGUUGCUUCAGUCAUCACCACCAUCCACGGGAAUCCAGUGGAGGUAGUUGAGGAGUACAAAUACCUGGGAACCAUCUUUGACAACCUCCUGAAAUUCUCUCCCAACACAGAGGAGAUUCUCAGGAGGUGCCAACAAUGGCUAUACCUCCUUAGGAAACUCAACUCCUUUGGAGUCAGCACACCCACCAUGAUGACUUUUUUACUAUGCCUUCCUGGAAAGCAUGACCUUCUCCAUCACCUGUUGGUUCCACUCCCUCAGCCUUCAGAACAAGAACAGACUGCAGCACACUGCAUCACCCUGCGACAGACUGGCGACCUGUCCAGGGUGUACCCUGCUUCUCGCCUUAAGACAACUGGGAUAGGCUCCAGCCCCCUGCGACCCUGA